Messenger RNA from Hansenula ciferrii, 1029 nucleotides. It is a transcript of the gene INP54, whose product is annotated as phosphoinositide 5-phosphatase INP54. Gene Ontology annotation, biological process: phosphatidylinositol dephosphorylation. Bases 1 to 1029 code for a protein of 342 amino acids. The transcript has a single exon. Gene Ontology annotation, molecular function: phosphatidylinositol-4,5-bisphosphate 5-phosphatase activity. The record is from RefSeq and is a predicted model, not a curated record. Lineage: Eukaryota; Fungi; Ascomycota; Saccharomycetes; Phaffomycetales; Wickerhamomycetaceae.
AUGUCACUAUUCCUCUUCACAUUCAAUUGUGCUAAAGUACCACAAUCAAAAUUCCAAGAUUUAAACCCAAUUUUACCUUCAACUCCACCAAAUUUAUUAAUAUUUGGAUUCCAAGAAUUAGUACCAAUAUUAGAAUCAACAAUUCCACAUAAAGUUAAUGAAGAAUUAUUACGUAUAAAUGAUCAUAUUCAUAAUGUUCUUGUACAAAAAUAUGGUGAUAAUUUAAUACAUACUGUUGAAAUACAUCAUAUGGGUGGUAUUGGAAUGAUUUUAAUGAGUUUAAACCCAACAAGAAUUUUAAAUUUAAAGAAAGGUUUUACCUCAUGUGGGAUUUUAUAUUCAAGUUUAAAAGGUGGGAUUGGUUUAAGAUUUAAUUAUUUGGAUCAAGAAUACACAUUUGUUGUUGCACAUUUAAGUGCAAAUGAAGGACAAGUUGAAAGAAGAAAUCAAGAUUCUUGGAAAAUUUUAAAAAAUAUUGAAUUUAAUGAUGAUUGGAGUGUUUUAAAACCUGGGGUUCAUACUUAUUUUAUGGGUGAUUUAAAUUAUAGGAAAGCUAUAUAUGGUGAUGAAUUAUCAAAACAAAUUAAUGAUGGUGAAGCAUUUCCAGGGUUUAUUGAAGAAGAUUUAAAUUUUGAACCAACUUAUAAGUUUCAUAUUGGUAGUGAUGAUUAUAAUACUAAAAGAAUAAGUUCAUGGUGUGAUCGGAUCCUGUACUUGAAACAUGAAGAUGAAGAACAGGCUGAUAAACCAAUAUAUGAUUCAAUACCUUCGUUCAAGACUUCAGAUCAUAAACCUGUUUAUUUAAAUAUAUCAUUACCAAAAAUUUUACCAAAAGAUAUUAUUGAUUCAAGAGGUUAUUUAAUAAAUUCAGAUAUUUAUUUAAAAUCAACUUCAUUAAGUAAAUUGAAUAAUUUUUUAAUGAUUUUAGGAGAUUUAAUUAUUGGUUCAACUUUAACACUUGUUGGUACACCGUGGGGGUAUUUUGUAUUGAUAUGUUUAAUUUUGGCAUUUAUUUUUUGGUUGUUUUAA